Messenger RNA from Photinus pyralis (common eastern firefly), 896 nucleotides. RefSeq names its product cytochrome c oxidase subunit 4 isoform 1, mitochondrial-like. The coding region runs from base 239 to 862 and encodes 207 amino acids. Gene Ontology annotation, biological process: mitochondrial electron transport, cytochrome c to oxygen. The transcript is spliced from 3 exons. NCBI's taxonomy places the organism in Eukaryota, Metazoa, Arthropoda, Insecta, Coleoptera, Lampyridae. The record is from RefSeq and is a predicted model, not a curated record.
UUAAAUAAAGGUUUGUGCACGUGCUUGCGAGUUAUCGGUAUACACGUACGUACGUCGGUGUCUAGUUUCAUGCGAGCGGAAAUGAGGCUAAUGUAUCCCUCUUUGCCAACAUCUAGAUGGACGGCCUGUGAACUUUUCCAAUUAUUAGGAAAGAGGAGAGAGUGCGUUGAAGACGAAAUUCCAAACAAAUUGCACUCUGCGUUGUUAUAGUAACAAACUGUCAACGUCUAGUGUAGACAUGAUUCGUACUGACAGUAUUAGAAAAUUGAUCCCAUUUUCCUUUCACCGAGCGCAGCCCGCAAGAAAGUGUGGUUAUGCUUACAACUACAACGAUCCUGAUGGUUACUACCGUAGUCGCAUAGGAAAUCGGGAAGUUGUUGGUUAUGGCAUGAACGGAGAGCCAGUUUACUUUGAUCGGCCCGAUUUUCCGUUCCCCUCAAUCCGUUACACUGCGCCCAGUUCUGACUUUCUGGCUCUCAGAGAGAAAGAAAGAGGCGAUUGGCGCUUACUUACGCUCUGCGAAAAGAAAGAACUGUACAGAUCCAAUUUCUGCCAAACAUUCACGGAAUUCAUGCAGCCAAGAAGCAGUUGGAUGCUAGUUAUAGGAGGCGUGUGCUUAGUGGUAUCUGCAGGCCUUUGGGCCUCGGUGCUCAUGCACAAAUUUGUUUAUAGCCAGACUCCACUGCCGUCGAGCUUUUGUGAGAGUUCACGGAAAGCACAGCUGAGGCGUAUGCUUGAGAUGCACGUGAAUCCAAUCACUGGACUUUCGACAAAGUGGGACUAUGAGAAGAAGAAAUGGAAGAAGAAACCCUGGUAUAUACCAUUUGAUGAUCCAUAUUCCCCAGACUGUACUUAUGAGUAGAGUACUUGAAUACUACUUCAUUUUUUCAAUCUUA